Molecule: messenger RNA, 633 nt
Organism: Telopea speciosissima
Lineage: Eukaryota; Viridiplantae; Streptophyta; Magnoliopsida; Proteales; Proteaceae
Exons: 3
Coding region: 106-501 (131 amino acids)
Source: RefSeq, a predicted model, not a curated record
UAAGUCCUGAAGAAGUGUAGAGAUCACCCGUUCUCUUGGCAGUUGGGUGGAUUGGAUUGGCAGGCUGCCUGGAGCCGCUGAACCAGUUGACUGAGAGGAAAAGGAAUGGCUGGAGGAGUGGAAGAAGCAAGCGAAACCCAAGACCAAGAAUACGUUUACCGGAUUAGUACGGCCAAGGAAUGGGAGGUGUUUCAGACUAACGGUUGCAUUUUCGGUGGAGACCUUGAUAGAACUACUGGUUGUAUUCAUCUUAGCAAGCUCGAUCAGGUGCAGAUGACUCUACAGAAUUUCUUCAAGGGCGUUCCAGACCUCUACUUGCUCCAGAUAGACUGUAAGAAGCUUGGAGAUGGCCUAGUUUAUGAAGCUGUAGAUGACGGUUCUAAUUUCUUCCCUCAUUUCUAUGGCCCUUCCCGGUGUUUUAUUCCUCUUCCUUUAGAUGCUGUUGCCAAGGCAGAGAAAUUGAAUUUCUUGGAUGGUAAAUUUAGUUGUAGUUUUCUGUAAUGAACUGCUGUGGCCAUGAAUAUGAAGUUGAUAAUUUCAUGGGCCAUUUCAAAAUUCAAAAAUAAGCAUUGUAUUACUGUUGUUACUCUUGAAGUUUCUCAAUGAAAGUUUCUAUCCAAAGUUUUAUCAGUU